AUGUCUCGCACAGGGUUGUUUCUAGCCCUAGCGGUGCUCUUUCACCUUAUCUACACCUACUCGAUCUUCGACAUCUACUUCGUCAGUCCAAUUGUAAGUGGCAUGCGAGAAUAUGGUGUCGAACGCGCUCCCAGUGCCAAAGCCCCCGCCAAACGCCUCGUCCUGUUUGUUGGUGACGGUCUGCGCGCAGACAAGGCAUUCCAAUACUUCCCGGACCCUUCCCCUCCAAAGACCGGGUGCUCGAAGGAUAGCGAGGACAAUAUAACCUGUCCAGAACCCGAUUUGACGCCCAAACCACUUGCGCCGUUCCUCCGUUCACGCGUCCUGGAGCAUGGCACCUUCGGAGUAUCGCAUACUCGAGUACCGACUGAGUCAAGACCGGGCCAUGUUGCUCUGAUUGCAGGCUUAUAUGAAGAUGUUUCGGCUGUGACAACAGGGUGGAAGCUGAAUCCUGUCAAUUUUGACAGUGUGUUCAACCGAAGCAGACACACCUGGAGCUGGGGGAGUCCUGAUAUCUUACCCAUGUUCAAGGAGGGUGCUGUCCCUGGCCGGGUUUCUGUUGAUAUGUACAGUGAAGAGGCAGAGGAUUUCACUCGGGAUGCUACAUUUUUGGAUAUCUGGGUAUUUGACCGUGUUAAGGAAAUGUUUGCAGCUGCAAAAGAGGACAAGGAGCUCGAUGCACAGCUCAGAGACGAUAAGGUUGUGUUCUUUUUACAUCUCCUUGGCUUGGAUACGACCGGGCACUUCUACCGUCCGUACUCAAAGGAAUACCUACAUAAUAUCCAGAUUGUCGACCAAGGCGUUCGCGAGAUCACUGAGUUGAUAGAGGAUUUCUAUGGCGACAAGGAAACCGCCUUUGUCUUUACUGCCGACCACGGUAUGAGCGACUGGGGCAGUCAUGGUGACGGUCAUCCAGAUAAUACCCGUACACCCCUUAUUGCCUGGGGUUCUGGAGUAGCUAAACCAGUGAAGUCUAAGAAAGGUGUUGUUGCACCUGGACAUGAGGACGGUUUCUCCUCAGACUGGCACCUAAACGAUAUCAAGAGACAUGACGUUGCUCAGGCCGAUGUGGCUGCUCUAAUGGCUUACCUGGUCGGCCUAGACUUUCCCGUCAACUCUGUAGGAGAACUCCCACUCUCCUACUUAGAUGCCACUCCAAAGGAAAAAGCCAAAGCUGCCCUCGCCAAUACCCAGGCCGUCCUUGAAAUGUAUCGUGUCAAGGAGGAACAAAAGAAAGCUACUACUAUCAAGUAUCAGGGGUAUUCGUCUUUUACACAACCACAGCGCUCACCGGAGGCUCAAUUAGCUGCCAUCCGUAAGUUGAUCUCGACCCGCAAAUACGAGGAAUCAAUCCUUCAAUCUAGAAGGCUGUUCCAGGAUGCAUUGGAAGGGUUGCGUUACCUACAGACAUAUGACUGGUUGUUCCUCCGCGCCAUUGUAACAGCGGGAUACUUAGGCUGGAUCGCAUAUGCCUUGGUCACGGUGAUAGACCUGCAUGUUCUGCCAACGUCUCCGGAACCUGACCGAUCCGUCCCCAGCUUCAUGUUCUUUUCGUCUGUGCUCAUGGUUCUAUACUCUCUUCUAUGGGUUCAGCAGUCGACGUGGCGGUAUUAUGCAUAUGCAUUCUUCCCAGUUUUCUUCUGGGAGGAAGUGUUUGCUCGCCGUGCGGCCCUUGGUGCUGGGCGAAAGAUACUCCUAGGCCACGUUAAGUCGUUCACAGGAUAUGCCAUGUUUCUGUUACAAGCUAGUCUAUAUAUCGGGGUUUUACAGGGACUUGUUCAAUCAUAUUUCAACAGAGAGAUAUACACAUAUUGUUACCUGCUUGGUUCCGUAUGGCCCGCUCUAUACGGAUUCGACUUUUUGAACAAGAAUAAGCUACUCUCAGCAGCAUGGACCAUCAGCUGUAUCUGUAUGAGCAUAUUUACCCUUUUACCUGUCGGUAAACAAGACGAUGCAGAUACUGUUACCUGCGGAGGUAUUCUCAUGUUUGCCACUGGAAUGCUCUACUUGAUAUUCGAGGAAUCUAUCCUUUCAUCCUCGAAAAUAGGAACUCGUUCGGGAAGCACCUUUAACAUCGGGUCACGUAUUGUGAUGGGGGCUCAGAUUGGCCUUAUACUUCUCUCUAUCAUUGUUACUCGCUCCAGCAUUGCAUCUCUCCAAGAGAGAGCGGGAUUACCUCUUGGUAACCAAGUCACGGGUUGGAUUGCAAUGGUAUCAUCUUUUAUCUUACCGAUACUACACAAGCUCUUCCCAACAGGACACUACUUCCACCGUCUGAUACUCCUGUUCCUCACCUUCUCACCCACCUUCAUCGUCCUCACAAUCUCCUACGAAGGAAUUUUCUACGUCGUGUACUUUGCAACUCUAGUCAGCUGGGUCCGACUUGAAUAUAGCAUCUACAAGCAUACAUUGCCCUCAAUACCCACCAAACCAACUCUCUCCCGAGAAGAUACCCCUAGACCUACGUCCCCAGGCUUCAAACCGGUUACACCGAAUACCAACACUUCCACAUAUCGGCCUCUUAACAUCUCUGACGCCCGCAUUGCCCUUUUUUUCCUCUUCCUUCUUCAAUCCGGUUUCUUCAGCACCGGUAACAUAGCCAGUAUAUCUUCUUUCUCCCUCGACAGCGUCUCGCGCCUCAUCCCCGUUUUCAACCCUUUCUCUCAGGGCGCAUUACUCAUCCUCAAAAUCCUCGUCCCCUUCGCUUUACUGAGUGCAACCUUCGGCAUUCUCAACCGCAGACUGCACGUUGCGCCGUCAGCUCUGUUUAUGAUCGUCAUGUGCAUCAGUGACGUGAUGACAAUGAAUUUCUUCUUUAUGGUUCGUGAUGAAGGGAGCUGGCUUGAUAUUGGCACUACGAUCAGCCAUUUUUGCAUAUCGAGUGCGCUAUGCAUAUUUGUGGCUCUCAUUGAGUCCUUGAGCGGCGUGUUCAUUUCGGGAGUUGAGUUUGAUGGCUAUCGGGCUCAAUCCGACCUGGGAGAGGAAAAGGACACUGUUUCCACUUAG
Molecule: messenger RNA, 3006 nt
Organism: Trichophyton benhamiae CBS 112371
Lineage: Eukaryota; Fungi; Ascomycota; Eurotiomycetes; Onygenales; Arthrodermataceae
Exons: 5
Coding region: 1-3006 (1001 amino acids)
Biological process (GO): GPI anchor biosynthetic process
Cellular component (GO): endoplasmic reticulum membrane
Molecular function (GO): mannose-ethanolamine phosphotransferase activity
Source: RefSeq, a predicted model, not a curated record